Scatophagus argus is the source of this 3349-nucleotide messenger RNA. Its product is annotated as protein shisa-5-like. The transcript is spliced from 5 exons. The record is from RefSeq and is a predicted model, not a curated record. The coding region runs from base 92 to 850 and encodes 252 amino acids. Lineage: Eukaryota; Metazoa; Chordata; Actinopteri; Scatophagidae.
CGAUCUGCGCAGUUGCCGAUCGGCUCAGAUCUGCUGUCUCUUCUGGACGAAAGUCCUGCUUCUGCCUGAAUCCGGGAAUCUUGAAGUAGCCAUGGCGUCGGGCCUGCUCAGUGUUGUUGUGUUGGUUUUAUGUGUGACCCUGACUCCCUGCGUUUUCGCAGGAAGUAGGGACUGUGAGUCCUACACAGACACCGUGUACCACCCAUCCCAGAAAUGCUGGAUAGGGUUUUGCUGUGGUAACUGCAACAAUAGAUACUGCUGUCAGGAUAGUGUCUAUCGCUUUACAGAGGAUCAACAAGAUGAAUGUUUUUACGACGUUUCACCGCUGCCCAUGAUCUUUGGUAUUGGUAGCCUUGUUGUCGUUGUGCUCAUCUUCAUCUGCUGCUGUGUCUGUCCCUGCUGCUGCCUGUACAAAAUGUGCUGCAAGCCAAGACCUGUGGUAGCUACCACAACACACACAACAGUGGUCACCACUGCUCCUCAGCAGUACCCACAGCACCCAGCUGGAACACCUGGACAGCAACAGCCCUACCAGGGGGCCCAGUAUCCACCCUACCAGCCCGUACCAGUGCAGCCGGGUUAUGGAGGCCAGCCCAUGCAAACCUCACCCUACCAAGGACAACCAUUCACAGCAGGACCACCACCAACAUAUCAGGAAGCCACCGGUCCUGCCUACCCUCCCAACCCGAUGCCUUACAGCCAGGCUGCAUUCAACCCUGGGCAGCCAACAUACCCUCUGCAGCCUCCUGUGCAGCCACAACCCAAUGCUCCACCCGCAAACACAGACUACCUUGCCCAGCCAGCAUACAACCCGGGAUAUUUUGCACCACCGCCACCCAAGACUGGAUAAUGGACAACAUUGCCGCCCACUCAGCCACUUUAAACGUGCUGCAACAUUUUCAACCUUGGCAGAACUGGAAAUGUGUAAUCUGAAUCAAGAAGGUUGAUGUGUUUUGGUGGUUAAAUAUGGGAAAGUUGCAACACAUUGUUGUAGUGUAUCAGUUCUGAUCAAGAGUUGCCAAGAGAAAAUGUCGACUCACUCAUCUUUUUGGUUGUAUUGCAUGGACUUAUGAUAUACAAGUGGUGUAAUUGCAUUCUUUUAAAAUAUUUCUUCGUGGCUUCAUCUUAGUCAUCUUUGUAACUAAAACACAAAACCACUGAGUCUUAUUUUAAAAGGCAGAUGAGCUUAGACAUUUUCCAUCCUUCCGAACAUGUCUCAGCACCUCCCUCCUUGUCUUUGCCUGUACUGUACCCUGGUGAAACCGGCCUGACCUCUAAAGUCACCACCUACAAUGAAUCUAGUCGGACUCAGUGGACAAACUGAGGAUGAAUAUUAGUGGUCCCAGCCAUAAUUGCUUUCUGCCAGUUUAUUUCAGACCGAUAAAGUGCUUUGGACUGUUUUGUGUUUUCGAAGGCAGUUAUUGCUUGUGCUAUUUGGGAACAAGUCCAAUGUGUGUAAUACUACUCACAAGAGGAUUUAUGAUGGAAAGGAUUUGUGUCAUUGUCAAUUGACUACUGAUAUUCAGGGGGUAAUGCAGUGAAAAAAAGCCUCCAACAAAAGGGAACAUUCAUCAUGCCACUUCCAACGAAAUAAGCCUUAACACAGUCAAAUUUGCUAAGUAUUAGUUUUAAGUGUUUAAAUUUUAUGUGUUUAUGUAGAGUUGAGAGUUCACACAAAAUAUUUUUUUUUUAAUUUUUCACUCAGGUUGUUUUCAUUUGCCCAUCUUACAGCAUGUGUAACUGAGCUGAAAUGCAUUGGCAGCUUUGAAAGAAAUAACCAAAGGAGAGUGUCAACCAAACAUUCACAGAGUCAAGUUCAGAAAUAAAUGCAAAUAUUACAUACCAAAUGCAAGAAACAGCUGUGCCUUCUUAGUCACUUCAGCAAGUGAAAGCAUGCAGUUUCAAAUCUUGUUUUCUGGUCAUUCAUGAGUGAUCUGUUUGUACUUUACUGUCAAUAUAAAGGCUUACCUACACUUCAAUGAGCCAUAUUGUUUUGCAACACUGCUGCCAACUAAUUGUGUAGCUUUUUAAACUUAGGUUUGUUUUUUUACAUCCAAAAUGGUGUAUGUUUUGAUUCUUUAACAUUUUCUUACUCAUUAUUUGUGUUACUUACCUUGUCAAAUAAUAAUGGGUUUUUGUUUUCUGGAAACUGAUACCAUUUUCGCUUUUAUUAAACUCCACAAGCAGAGCAGUCAGGUUUGAGUAAGUAUUCUGUUGUUGUUGUUCUUCUUCUUCUUCUGCUGUUUUGUCAGAACUAAACCAAUAAUCCCUCCUUGCUUUGCUUUGUCACUUGUGGUUUUCUAUGGCAAAAUCAUUAUUUCUGCUUUCUGAUGGACCUUACUUGAUGGUAGUUUUACUGAAAUGGCCUUUUUCUCGUGAUCAUGGCAAACUUACACAGUCAUAGCUCAUGUGAUGACCCAGACACUGAGAAAGAAUGUUUGAAAUCCCUGUCUUUUCAACUUCCUUUGUUGAGACAUUAUUUAUAGUCAAAGAGCGCAAUACGUAAUGUUUCAUGACGUGUGAGUAUUGCUGGUACAAGUUUCAGAAUUUGUUCAGUCACCAUACCUUUAAAGUGAUACAGAUACCAGCAGAGUACUUCAUUUGAUACCCUUUUUUGUACUUUAGUCAUGUGUAAAUGGAAGAAUUUAGUUACAUGAAACCAUCUCCCACAGAUGCUCCACACUUCAUCACACCACAGACUAUAGAUUGUAGCUGCUGCGAUAGCGGGCCAAUCACGUUACCUUAACACAUGUGGUGAUUAGCUGUGAGCAAAACCAUACAAAUAGUAAAUUUCGCAGAUCAGAGAACAAAUAUUAUCAAAUGCAGGUCAAAGGAUGACUGGAGAAGUUUUUAUACUGUUUGCAACUGGGUUAUUUCAGUCGAUGUAUUGAGGACUGAUUCCCAGACAUAAUGGUGUGGCUUAUUUUAUUUCACAAGUUGACUUGAGAGAAAUGACAUGUUUGCUAGUGAAGGUUCCUAAUAUCCUCACGUGUCUUUGUAAUCUACAAAACGGAUUGUGCAGGUGUUUCUGACAUCUGUGCACUUCAUGGUAGGUUUGCCUUUUGUCUGAAAUCUGCCUUUAAAUGUAUUCUGCCUUUGAUAUCAGUCCUUCGGCCAGUGUUGAUUCUUCAAUGUGACUUUGGUUGGAGUGUUUUUAUUUGUAUGUGUGGGAUCAAGCCAUUUGUAUAGAGAUGUACCAGCAGAGAUUUAUUUUUGUUCCUUCUGUGUUUCUCCUCCAGGAAUAAUUUACAUUGAUGUGACUUUGUGAAUAUAUGUGCAUGACUUUUAUUUUGUUAAAAAUCCAUCGCUUAUUCUGCAGAGGACAAUAAAAUAUAUAUUUUCUGUUUUU